Lasiosphaeria miniovina is the source of this 1864-nucleotide messenger RNA. Its product is annotated as putative methyltransferase-domain-containing protein. The record is from RefSeq and is a predicted model, not a curated record. The coding region runs from base 499 to 1608 and encodes 369 amino acids. The transcript has 3 exons. Lineage: Eukaryota; Fungi; Ascomycota; Sordariomycetes; Sordariales; Lasiosphaeriaceae.
CUUGUUGGGGCUGGCCGGGGGUGAGUGACCCCCCACAUACCAAUCGAAACCAGAAUUUCCGUAGUGCCAGAAUUUUUUUCCCAAACUGAUGACUGACUAACUGUUAUUUCCUAGUUGGUGGGUCUCAGCUGCCCGCCGCAGCCAGCGGGAGAGAGACGGCGAGACGAGGGCCAGACCGCCUUGUUAGCGGCGAUAACGUCGUGCUGGCAGUUAUCUUGAGAAAAUAAAAAAGAAUCAUAUCGGCCAAAAAAAAAUGUUCCGGGUAUCCAAGGAGUCAACUGAUUAUUAGCAGGCAAAAAGUGUCAACACUGGCAGCAGGCUCCCUUUGCUGUUUACCACGUUGCUCUGUUAUUUCUCGUUUUCUCUCUCUUUUUUCUCUCCUUUCCACGUCCUCGUUUUCCUAUCGUUUGUCUGACUGACUACGAUUUCCCUUUGCUAAAUAACUGGCAUCUACCCCGUCACUGAAGACGAGAGAGACAUACGGAGGGUCUGUCGGCCAUGAAAGGCGCCCCAGUGUCGCCGCCUUGGGCGCAGCAGGACGAACUCGAGCUGCCCCACCUCUGGCAGAAGCCUGCCCUUCAAGAGCUCUUCAAAUGCCUGCAAGGCCUGCGGCAAGAGCUGCCUGUCUGGAACUUGGACAUGCCGCGUGCAGAAAUUAUCCGCCAGAGGGAGGAAGAGCAGCAGGCGUCGGCGGCACACGACCGCCGCGAGAUUGUCUCCUUCUUGUCCGCCAUCGUGUCAAGCGGCCUAGCAUGGCUUGAGAGCGACGACGAGCGCGAGGAGGUUUGGAGCGAGGCAAGCAAGCGCUUGGCCGAGCGAUGCGGCCGGACUGCCAUGGGAGACAUCACUCGUUGCUGGCCCUUCAAGGACAGAGAAUAUGGCGCGUUCGACUUAGCGAUAAGAGAGCCGUCCAUUACGGGAGACUCUUUGGGGCUGAAGACAUGGGGCUCCUCAUAUGUCCUCGCUCAGCUCCUCCACAAGUUUGCGGCCGGGCCCCUAGCGCAUCUCUUCCCGACAGAUGGUGGCACUGGUGGGAAGACCAAACCCUCCGAAAUCCUUGAGCUUGGGUCCGGCACCGGUCUUCUAGGACUUGCCGCGGCUUGCAUUUGGAAGACCCAUGUCUUCCUCACGGAUCUUCCCGCCAUCAUGCCUAACCUUGCCCACAACGCCGGCCUCAACCUCGCGACGGUUGAAGAGCGUGGCGGGCACGUUGAUGCCGCUGCUUUGACUUGGGGCAGCAACGAAGAGGAAGAAACAGACCCCCAGUUUACAGCAGGGAACCGCUUCCAGCUCAUCCUUGUUGCUGAUCCGUUGUACGACGACAAUCAUCCCGCUCUUCUGGCCGGCGCCAUUGACGGACAGCUUGGCCUCGGCCCAGAUUCCAGGGCCCUUGUCAUGGUUCCUCAGAGGGACGAGAUCACAAAGGGCCUGACUGGUGCCCUGAGAGAGGAAAUGGCGCGACAAACCAACCCAUUGGUUUGUAUUAGCGAGUGUUUGGUCCCAGGGCAGGACGACUGGGAAACCCGCGGCGAUGAUGACGAAGCUGCAAAUGUCGGCUUCUGGUGGGGGGUUUUCAAGCGCCAGCAGAAUACAGCUUGUUCAUCGUAAAUAGGGGCAUCGGCUUUCGUUGCUUUAUUCGCUUAGAACCGAAGGCUACGGGUGAAGAUUUCGGCCUGAUGGGAACGUGGGAUGAGCAAGCGACUAGACUAGACCUAGACCUAGACCUAGACCUUCAGCUUAGAACAUGGAUAGACGAGUAGACGACCCGAAAAGGGGUUCAGGGGAGCCAUGGAUAGAGGGAUAGAAUAGACAUUAGACCUAAUCAGAAAGUCCGUCUGCAGCUCCGGAGAUAGUGCUGCAAAGA